UAGAAAACACACAGAAGCAGCUUUAGCCGCAGAAGAAACAGAGCUGUAAUCAAAAUAAGCUUCAGAUUUACUUUAUAAUUCUGGAUCUGUUCUGAUUCCGUCUGGGAUUCGAUCGUUUCAGCGGGUUCUGAGCGAUUUGAGAGCGGAAGUUUGGUACCACGUUGUUGGGGACCUUCUGUUUCCUUACCCACCUUCUUCAUGGACCAGGACUAUGAGCGCCGACUACUGCGGCAGAUCAACGUCCAGAAUGACAACGCCAGUCCCGUGAAAGUCACAGACGUGAUCCGCCACCUGACCCCCACCAAGUCGCCCAUGUCCUCACCCAGCAAACACGGCGACCGCUUCAUACCAUCACGAGCAGGAGCCAACUGGAGCAUCAACUUCCACAGGAUCAACGAAAACGAGAAGUUACCAAGCCAGAAUAAGAAGACCAAGGAUGCUACCUCAGAUACAGGCAAAGCUGAUGGUUUGGCGUACUCGGCGCUGCUGAAGAACGAGCUUCUCGGAGCUGGAAUCGAAAAGGUGCAGGACCCACAGACUGAAGACAGGAGGCUCCAACCCUCAACUCCAGAGAAACGAAGUCUGUUUAACUAUUCCCUCAGCACCAAGAGAGCCACGCCCGACGAUGGGAACAACGUCUCGCCCUACUCUCUGUCCCCCGUCAGCAGCAAAAGUCAGAAGCUGCUUCGCUCGCCACGGAAACCAACUCGCAAGAUCUCCAAGAUCCCCUUCAAGGUUCUGGACGCUCCCGAGCUACAGGACGAUUUCUACCUCAACCUGGUGGACUGGUCGUCCCUGAACGUGCUCAGCGUGGGACUGGGUACCUGCGUCUACCUCUGGAGCGCCUGCACCAGCCAGGUGACGCGUCUGUGUGACCUGUCUGUGGAAGGGGAUUCGGUCACGUCCGUCGGCUGGUCAGAAAGAGGGAAUCACGUGGCGGUGGGGACACACAAAGGAUUUGUACAGAUCUGGGACGCAGCGGCCGGCAAGAAACUGCUCUCACUGGAAGGACACACAGCCCGAGUCGGCGCGUUGGCGUGGAAUGCGGAUCAGCUCUCCUCCGGCAGCAGAGACCGGAUGAUCCUGCAGAGGGACAUCAGGACGCCGCCGCUGCAGUCCGAGCGCAAACUCCAGGGCCACAGACAGGAGGUGUGCGGCCUCAAGUGGAGCACGGAUCACCAACUGCUCGCCUCGGGAGGGAACGAUAACAAGUUGCUGGUGUGGAAUCACUCGAGCGUGACUCCGGUGCAGCAGUACACCGAGCAUUUAGCAGCGGUGAAGGCCAUCGCCUGGUCCCCUCACCAGCACGGCCUGCUGGCGUCCGGAGGAGGCACGGCCGACCGCUGCAUCCGCUUCUGGAACACGCUCACGGCGCAGCCGCUGCAGUGUAUCGACACGGGCUCGCAGGUCUGCAACCUGGCCUGGUCCAAACACACCAACGAACUGGUGAGCACGCACGGUUAUUCUCAGAACCAGAUCCUGGUGUGGAAGUACCCGUCUCUCACUCAGAUCGCCAAACUGACCGGCCACUCCUACAGGGUGCUUUAUCUGGCGAUGUCCCCGGAUGGAGAGGCCAUCGUUACAGGAGCAGGUGAUGAGACGCUACGCUUCUGGAACGUGUUCAGCAAAACUCGGUCAACGAAGGAGUCUGUAUCGGUCCUGAACCUCUUCACCAGGAUACGAUGAGGAUCCACCUCCUACUGCAGAUGUUUGGAACGUUACGAGCGCUCAUUACGGACCCGUUCACUCAAAACGAUCUGUGAACACCUCACACCUUCUGUUGUACAGUUCUGGACUUCUUCUUGCCGCCGCCGCCGCACUGCCUUCAGUGUCGUUCAGCGUGUUUAUUUUUAUGUUUGUACAGUUUGGGUCGUGUUUUUAUGUUAGCAGUCAGUGUCUGAUCAUCCAGCGCAGAGACACAGCAGGCCUUAAUGAGUCAGGAAAGGGUGAAAAAGAGUUAAAGAUUGUGGAACCAAUGGGUUAGGAAUCUAAUUUAUCGUUUAUUUGGGGGGGAGGGGGGGGGGGGUGUAUUUAAAAAGUAAAAUCAUGACUCUACAUGGCAACAAGAGUGUCGUUUUAAAACGGAGUUGCUGAUGAUUAUUAUGGUUAUAAAACACCC
Molecule: messenger RNA, 2119 nt
Organism: Trichomycterus rosablanca
Lineage: Eukaryota; Metazoa; Chordata; Actinopteri; Siluriformes; Trichomycteridae
Gene: fzr1a
Product: fizzy/cell division cycle 20 related 1a
Exons: 14
Coding region: 199-1686 (495 amino acids)
Biological process (GO): anaphase-promoting complex-dependent catabolic process; positive regulation of anaphase-promoting complex-dependent catabolic process; positive regulation of ubiquitin protein ligase activity
Cellular component (GO): anaphase-promoting complex
Molecular function (GO): protein binding; anaphase-promoting complex binding; ubiquitin ligase activator activity
Source: RefSeq, a predicted model, not a curated record